UUCAAUGGCCUUUCUCUGUGCAACUCUUUUCAUUUCGAUCUGCAUGUCAACCCUCCCAUUUGCUUUUGGCGAUGCCGACUACACACCCUCUGCUUACAAUGUUCUUCAAGAAAAUGACUUUCCAGUCGGCCUUCUCCCAAAGGGUGCAACUGGCUAUAAAUUAAACAAAGAAACAGGGGAGUUCUCGGCCUACUUGAAUGGAAGUUGCAGCUUCUCCCUCGAAAAUUCAUAUAAACUCAAUUACAACUCCACCAUUGAGGGUGUGAUCUCCAAGGAUAGGCUCAAGAAUUUGAAGGGUGUGAGUGUUAAGGUGCUUUUGACGUGGCUCAACAUUGUCGAGGUGGUUCGUGAAGGCGAGGAGCUCCAUUUCUCCGUGGGAAUUGCUUCCGCCAACUUUCCGGUUGAGAAUUUUGAGGAGUGUCCUCAAUGUGGGUGUGGAUUGGACUGCAACAAUUUCGAUGUUUAUCAUUCUUCUGUUUAGAAGAAAGAAUUAAGCGCUUGUACGUAUACAUGCAAGUGAUGUAUUAUAUGCUGCUUCUUAAUAUAUAAUUCAUACCAUAA
Messenger RNA from Juglans microcarpa x Juglans regia, 561 nucleotides. RefSeq lists its product as uncharacterized. The transcript has a single exon. Lineage: Eukaryota; Viridiplantae; Streptophyta; Magnoliopsida; Fagales; Juglandaceae. The record is from RefSeq and is a predicted model, not a curated record. Bases 5 to 481 code for a protein of 158 amino acids.